UUCCGGGGCAGUAGGAGCAGCUUCUUGGAGAAGGUAGUGGCGGCUGUGAGGGAGGAGGCGGCCUGGGCAAUGAUAUAAUCAUGUCGAAUAAAGAUGAUCUUGAGAAUGCAGUGAUAACUGAAGCAACUCCCAUCCGUGAAGAUGAGAACUGUGAGCCAGCCAAGAAUUUUGAGUCAGUUGACCAAAGUGCCAAGUCAGAGAGUAAAUCAGAACCUGUAGCUUCUACUCGGAAAAGACCAGAGUCCAAACCUUCCAGUGACCUUGAGAAAGAAGUUCUCCCUGUUCAGGCAUCACAGGCUGCAGGCAAAGAGACUGUUUCCAAAGAUGUACCCCAGUCCGGAUGGGGCUAUUGGGGCAGUUGGGGCAAGUCCUUGCUUUCCUCAGCCUCAGCUACAGUAGCCACAGUAGGACAAGGUAUUUCAAAUGUCAUUGAGAAGGCAGAGACUUCCCUUGGAAUCCCUAGUCCUAGUGAAAUUUCAACAGAAGUCCAGUAUGCAACAGGAGAGACAAAUGCCAAAGAGAAUGGAAACUCCUCUCCAGUGAGUGGGCCAUUUGGGGUAUUCUCGACCAUCUCUACUGCUGUUCAGAGCACAGGAAAGAGUGUUAUCAGUGGGGGUUUGGAUGCCUUAGAAUUCAUUGGAAAAAAGACAAUGGAUGUAAUAGCAGAAGGGGAUCCUGGAUUUAAAAGAACCAAGGGUCUGAUGAACCGGACUUCUACAUUGUCUCAGGUUUUACGAGAGGCAAAGGAGAAAGAAGAACUAUGGACUUCCAAUGAGGUUACCAUGGAAACAGACAAGAAAACUCAUUAUGGGCUACUCUUUGAUGAAUUUCAAGGCCUUUCACAUCUAGAAGCUCUGGAGAUGCUCUCUCGAGAAAGUGAAAUAAAGGUGAAAUCUAUUCUUAAUUCUCUAAGUGGAGAAGAAUUAGAGACUCUAAAACUUGAACUGGAGCAACUCAAAGAAGCAUUUUCCCUAGCAGAGCUCUGUGAAGAAGAGGAGGAAGAGAAGAAAGGGGAUGAAGACUUUACCAAAGAGAUAACAGAGCUAUUUUCCCAGCUGCAUGUCUCCUCCAAACCAGAGAAACUUGCCAGGGCAAGAAAUACAGCCUAUGAGUGGAUCAGGACAUCUCUGGCCAAACCGUUGGAAGAGAAGGAAGAAGGAGAAAAACAGUUGGAAGCAGAAAGCACUGAGCAGAUCAAUAACAAUUCAAUAGAGGAUAUCCAUGCAUUUGCAAUCCAGAGCCUAGCAGAACUGACUGCCUGCUCAAUUGAACUUUUUCACAAAACAGCAGCUCUGGUUCUACAUGGCGGGAAACAGGAAGUAACAGCCAUAGAAAGGAGCAGAGCCCUUUGCCAGAUAACAGUUUUGUUGUGUAAAGAAUUGUCCUGUCUAUCUAAAGAGUUCACCACCUGCCUAACAACUGCUGGGGUAAGAAUUCAUGACUUUUAUUGGGCUAAU
This is a messenger RNA of Odocoileus virginianus texanus, 1457 nucleotides long. The record is from RefSeq and is a predicted model, not a curated record. Lineage: Eukaryota; Metazoa; Chordata; Mammalia; Artiodactyla; Cervidae.